AUGGCUCCUAAGGUCGGUAUCAACGGCUUCGGUCGUAUCGGACGUAUCGUCUUCCGUAACGCCAUCGAGCACGGCGGUGUUGAGGUUGUCGCUGUCAACGACCCCUUCAUUGAGACCCACUAUGCUGCCUACAUGCUGAAGUACGACAGCACCCACGGCCAGUUCAAGGGUACCAUCGAGACCUACGAGGAGGGUCUGAUUGUCAACGGCAAGAAGAUCCGCUUCUUCGCUGAGCGUGACCCCGCUGCCAUCCCCUGGGGAUCCUCCGGCGCCGACUACGUUGUCGAGUCCACUGGUGUUUUCACCACCACCGAGAAGGCCUCCGCCCACUUGAAGGGUGGUGCCAAGAAGGUCAUCAUCUCUGCUCCUUCCGCUGAUGCCCCCAUGUUCGUCAUGGGUGUCAACAACACCUCCUACACCCCCGACGUCAACGUCCUCUCCAACGCCUCUUGCACCACCAACUGCCUUGCUCCCCUUGCCAAGGUCAUAAACGACAAGUUCGGCAUCGUUGAGGGUCUCAUGACCACCGUCCACUCCUACACCGCCACCCAGAAGGUCGUCGAUGCUCCCUCCAGCAAGGACUGGCGCGGUGGCCGUACUGCUGCCCAGAACAUCAUCCCCAGCUCCACUGGUGCUGCCAAGGCUGUCGGCAAGGUCAUCCCCGCCCUCAACGGCAAGCUCACCGGUAUGGCCAUGCGUGUGCCUACCUCCAACGUCUCCGUUGUCGACUUGACCUGCCGUCUGGAGAAGGCUGCUACCUACGACGAGAUCAAGCAGACCAUCAAGGCCGCUUCCGAGGGCGAGCUCAAGGGCGUUCUCGGCUACACCGAGGAUGACAUCGUCUCCUCUGACUUGAACGGUGACCACCACUCCUCCAUCUUCGAUGCCAAGGCCGGUAUCGCCCUCAACCCCAACUUCGUCAAGCUCGUCUCCUGGUACGACAACGAGUGGGGCUACUCCCGCCGUGUCGUUGACCUCAUUGCCUACAUCUCCGGCGUUGAUGGCCAGUAGGAAUCAGGACGGCGAACUGAAUUCAGAAGUGUGCUUUGAGUGAGACGGAUGGCCUAGCGCAGGCGACUCUCAUGGAAACACCGUGAUGGAACGCGUGAGAGCACCUUAACUCCUAGCGUAAAAGCUUAUGAUGACGUACAAUUUAAUGAAAUGAUACAAUGUUCAUAUCCUUCCCAUGCCUACGACUGGACGCUAUCGUACCAUGUAUGCCCAUAGCAGUGU
Aspergillus sclerotioniger CBS 115572 is the source of this 1233-nucleotide messenger RNA. RefSeq names its product glyceraldehyde 3-phosphate dehydrogenase GpdA (gene gpdA). The transcript is spliced from 7 exons. The coding region runs from base 1 to 1011 and encodes 336 amino acids. The record is from RefSeq and is a predicted model, not a curated record. Gene Ontology annotation, biological process: glucose metabolic process. Gene Ontology annotation, molecular function: NADP binding; NAD binding; oxidoreductase activity, acting on the aldehyde or oxo group of donors, NAD or NADP as acceptor. NCBI's taxonomy places the organism in Eukaryota, Fungi, Ascomycota, Eurotiomycetes, Eurotiales, Aspergillaceae.